Plutella xylostella (diamondback moth) is the source of this 1395-nucleotide messenger RNA. It is a transcript of the gene bic, whose product is annotated as bicaudal. The record is from RefSeq and is a predicted model, not a curated record. NCBI's taxonomy places the organism in Eukaryota, Metazoa, Arthropoda, Insecta, Lepidoptera, Plutellidae.
GAAAUCCACCAUUUUCCCUUUGUAGCUAACCGGUGUUCAAAACACGUGCGUACGAUCGAAUUACAUGGAAUAACCGUGUCGCCGCGUUAAUAAACUACAAAUAAAUAGUACCAAAAAGUGCGCCGCGUUCCUCUCGUUCGGCGACACCUAUAAAUCACAAACAUGAACACCGAAAAGCUGAAGAAACUGCAAUCGCAAGUGCGCAUCGGCGGCAAGGGUACCCCAAGGCGCAAGAAGAAGGUCGUGCACGCAACCGCGGCCACCGACGACAAGAAACUGCAGUCCUCCCUCAAAAAGUUGUCAGUGAACACAAUCCCCGGCAUCGAGGAGGUGAAUAUGAUCAAAGAUGACGGCACAGUGAUUCACUUCAACAACCCGAAAGCCCAGGCCUCGCUCGCGGCGAACACCUUUGCUAUUACGGGGCAUGGAGAGAACAAACAGAUCGCGGAGAUGCUGCCCGGCAUCCUGAGCCAGCUGGGGCCCGAGGGGCUCAACCAGCUCAAGCGGCUCGCGUCCAGCGUGGCCGCGCCGAAGCCCCUAGAUGAGGACGACGAAGUACCUAACCUCGUGGGAAACUUCGAUGAGGCGUCCAAACAGGAAGCCAAGGAGGUCGCAGCCGACGAGAAGAAACCCGAGACAGAAACCAAAGCCGCUGACAAGAAAACAGACUAGAACGACCCUCCAGAGUGAAAUAGUUUUAUUUUUGCUCACACAAAGUUUUGGUUACACAAAGGAAGGAUUUCCAAAGGCUCCAAGAAUGGUUACAAAGCUUAGUACUUUAAUUUUGUGAUUUUAUCUACUUUAAUUUGUGUUCCUAAAUAAAAAAUAACUGAAUUAGUAUUGCAUUUAUUACAAGUCUCAAUGUAGCAUUAGGAAUGCAAUUUUGGUUUGCGUCUCAUUGUUGUCUUUGGAAAUCCGUGAUAUGCACGUCCCGAAUUUAACUAAUGCUUAAAACUGUUUCCUUCGCCAUGCACUAAUAAUACUUAGGUUAUUCUAAUUGUAAAAUAUACAGUGUAAUGGGAUAUAGUCGUUGAUAAUCUUGAGAUAGGUCUAGUUAAGUUUCAUCCUAUCUGGGAAAUUGACAUUAUAUAUAAAGAAAAACUAUCUAUUACUAUAGUAGAUAUGUGUUAUUUUGAUAACAAAGAAAAGAAACAUCUGUAUUUAAUAUUUUAACAAUUGUUUUCUCUAAAACUGUUAACUCUUGUCUUGUCGAAGGAUUAGCUUUUCAAUAUCCAACAAAAAGUUAUAAAAUAGUGUUUAAAACAAAUGAAUCUUAGUCACACAGGCUCCGUAGGAGUAUGGAGCUAGUUACAUUGUAUUAUAAAAAUAUAAAAAAUUACAAAAUGUAAAAGAUUGGAGUUUUGGUGAGCAUUUCAUUAAACUUUGAUCGAUGAA